Messenger RNA from Camellia sinensis, 3404 nucleotides. NCBI's taxonomy places the organism in Eukaryota, Viridiplantae, Streptophyta, Magnoliopsida, Ericales, Theaceae. The record is from RefSeq and is a predicted model, not a curated record.
AUGAAAUUUGUAGAAUCGAGUUUGACAUUCUCGAAUGAAUUUAGAUUUGUGAUGAGAAGAGCAAGGUUUGGAGGAAUGGAAGAUGAUGUUGAAGAUGGAGUUGAUGCGAUCGCAGAAGAAGAGAGAUUUAUAGAUGGCAGUGAAGAUGCCAUUGAUUUAUCUUUCAAGAACAGUACUCGUAAGAGCUUGAAUGUUGCUGAUGUGUUCACCAAAGCUCUUCCUAUUAGCAGGUUUCUUUUUCUCAAGUCUAAGCUUCUAGUUGAUCUUCCCCCUAUCAGCUUGCGGGGGGCUGAUGACCAGUGUAGCUUAGACAGCUUAAACAAUGAUAAUGACAAGCUCACCAACAAAGAGUUAUGUAGAGAACAUCAUCAAAAUGGCCUCUACCAGUUUCUUUUUUCAUUUUCUUCUAAAGCUUUUUCUGGUACUAGUUCUCUUGUUACUAUUUGGCAUAAGAGAUUAGGGCAUCCUUAUUCUGAUGUGUUUCAUAUUAUUGCAAAUAAAAGUGGUUUGUUCUUUAGUCAUAAGGAUUGUAAUACCUUUUGUCAUUCUUACUGUGUGUCAAAGAGUCAUCGACUCCCUUUUGUACUGUCAACAAAUAAAACUCAUGCUCCUCUUACUCUGAUUCACUUAGAUGUUUGGGGCCCUUUCACUCAAGUGCAUGAUUCUUUUACUUACUAUGUUAUUUUUAUUGAUGAUUUUAGUAAUUUUACUUGGAUUUAUCCUCUUUCUUACAAAAGUGAAGUAUAUACUAAAUUCUUAGAAUUUAAAUCAUAUGUUGAAAAUCAAUUUUCAACCUCUCUCAAAAUUUUAAUAACUGAUGGGGGAGGUGAAUAUACUAGUGGUCUAUUUGAGGCUUUUCUUCGAACCUCUGGGAUUGUUCAUCAGCUUAGCUAUCCUCAUACUCCAUCACAAAAUGAAGUUAUUGAGAGAAAGUAUAGACGUCUUAUUGUGACAACAAUCACACUACUUGAUCAAUCAUCUGUGCCUCUAAAAUUUUGGUUUGAACCUUUUGCUACUACUAUCUAUCUGAUAAAUAGAAUGUCUUCUCCUGAACUGGGUAAUCUCAGCCCCUAUGAGGUGUUGUUCAAGAUGGUUCCAGACUAUGGUUUUCUCAAGGUUUUUGGCUGCAGAUGUUAUCUAUGGUUGAAGCCUUAUACUUCUCACAAAUUGCAACCAAGAUCCAAUGCUUGUGUCUUCAUUGGUUAUCAUCCAAGCUACAAGGGAUAUAGAUGUUUGGACCCUUUUUCUGGGAUAGUUUACAUAUCUAGACAUGUUGUGUUUGAUGAAAGUUCUUUUUCCUUUGCUCGUUCUGACUAUUCUUCACCACCUCUACUUUAUUCUAAAUCAGCCAUUAAGUCAUUCUUUUGGGAUACUUCUUAUUUUCCUGCUUCUCAGCUUCUACUUCCCUUCAUGAAGAAACAGAGUGAAGCCCUUGACAAUCUGUACAGAGCCAAGUUGAAGAAGAACUCUGCAAUCGACAUGAACCUUUUCGAGGCCAUUCGACAUGUUGGUGGAGUUGAGGUUUAUCCACAAGAGGGACUGAAGGAGAGAGAUAGAAUUGUGAGAUUGCCGAGGCAACUAAAUGUCGAGUUCACUCAGUAUGGAGGGUAUGUCACACUCAAUGAGUCGGCGGGUCGAGCUUUCUAUUAUUACUUCGUUGAAGCGAAUGGACAACAACAGUUUAAUCACUCAUUGCCUCUUCUUCUUUGGCUUAAUGGAGGCCCAGGUUGUUCUUCUCUUGCCUAUGGAGCAAUGCAAGAGCUUGGACCAUUCCGUGUCCAUAGUGAUGGCAAAACUCUCUACACAAAUAGAUUUGCAUGGAACAAAGCUGCAAAUGUAUUGUUCUUGGAGUCCCCAGCUGGAGUCGGGUUUUCAUACUCGAAUACAACAUCAGAUUAUGUGAGUGGGGGUGACAAAAGAACAGCUUCAGAUAAUUAUGUGUUCUUGUUGAAUUGGUUGGAGAGGUUUCCUGAGUACAAAACCAGGGAUUUUUACAUUGCUGGUGAAAGCUAUGCUGGCCAUUAUGUGCCUCAGCUUGCACAUACUAUCCUUCACUAUAACAAGGGCCCUAACAACACCUUUAUCAACCUAAAAGGGAUCAUUAUUGGGAAUGCAGUAAUAAAUGAUGAGACAGAUACGAAAGGAAUGUAUGAUUACUUUGCAAGCCAUGCUCUCAUUUCCGACCAAACUUCAUAUGAAAUCCAGAAAUACUGUGAUUUCUCACCCAAUGCCACCACUCAGUCCAAUGAAUGCGAUACUGCAACUACUGAAGCUAGCAAAGAUAUUGCCAAUAUUGAUAUCUAUAACAUCUAUGCUCCUUUAUGCACCUCUUUCAAUAUCACUCCAUUUCCCAAAAAGGCUUCUGUGUUGAAUGUUGAUCCAUGCAGUGAUUAUUAUGUGUAUGCUUAUUUGAAUCGUGCUGAUGUUCAAGAGGCCCUACAUGCCAAUGUAACCAAACUCAGUUAUGAUUGGGAACCAUGCAGUGAAGUAAUCAGACAUUGGGAAGAUAGUUCAUCAACAAUUAUUCCCCUCCUCCAAGAGUUCAUGGCAAAUGGACUUCGAGUGUGGGUAUUUAGUAAGGCUUACGGAACUUAUUAUACCUCUAAGGGUGAAUAUUUGUUGCAGGUGUUGAAUGUUGAUCCAUGCAGUGAUUAUUAUGUGUAUGCUUAUUUGAAUCGUGCUGAUGUUCAAGAGGCCCUACAUGCCAAUGUAACCAAACUCAGUUAUGAUUGGGAACCAUGCAGUGAAGUAAUCAGACAUUGGGAAGAUAGUUCAUCAACAAUUAUUCCCCUCCUCCAAGAGUUCAUGGAAAACGGACUUCGAGUGUGGGUAUUUAGCGGUGACAUAGAUGGAAGGAUACCAGUGACUUCAACCAAGUAUUCUAUUAAUAAGAUGAAGCUUCAUCUUAAGACUCCAUGGCAUCCUUGGUAUCUCAAUGGAGAGGUUGGUGGGUACACUGAAGUAUACAAGGGGGACUUAACAUUUGCAACAGUAAGAGGAGCAGGGCACCAGGUUCCAGGCUACCAGCCUGCAAGGGCACUUUCACUUAUUGUGCACUUCCUGGCUGGGACACCUCUCCCCAAUUCUACAACACUUCUUCAUUAACUAUUGCACCCUCUUCUUUUCUUCUUCUUCUUCUUCUUCUUCUUUUUUCUUUUUUUUUUUUUUUUUUUUCUAUUCUACUAUAAUCAACAUUGUUUUCUGCUUGUUCCAAGGCCUUUAUUUAUCCUUUUGUUUUUGUUUUUCAAUUAGAUUUUUGGUCUAAUUUUAGCAUUUGAUUAAGGUUUAGCACCAUUUUUCAUUUCAUUUCCAAUGGUAAUUUAUCAUUAUGUGGGAAAAUAAUUAAUGUCUAUUGUAUAAAACAAUUUAUAUUUUAUAAUAAUCAAUUUGUUGUUUACCUGCCA